Messenger RNA from Lotus japonicus, 5384 nucleotides. Its product is annotated as lysine-specific demethylase ELF6. The transcript is spliced from 7 exons. Gene Ontology annotation, biological process: chromatin remodeling. NCBI's taxonomy places the organism in Eukaryota, Viridiplantae, Streptophyta, Magnoliopsida, Fabales, Fabaceae. The coding region runs from base 329 to 4834 and encodes 1501 amino acids. The record is from RefSeq and is a predicted model, not a curated record. Gene Ontology annotation, cellular component: nucleus. Gene Ontology annotation, molecular function: histone H3K4me/H3K4me2/H3K4me3 demethylase activity.
UGUCACUCACAACGUAGACAAAAUCCACCUCUCUCUCUCUCUAUCUUUUUCUCUCCUCUGUGUUUGAACUUUGGGGGCCAAAUCAUGCACAGUAACUUGCUCUCACACCUUCUGCAACUCAAUUUCACUCAUGCAUGUCACUCUUUUGCUUAAACACUUCUCAAUUGCUUCAAAGGUACGCAAAAUUUCACCCAAUUCGCAAUUUAGGGUUUCAUGAGAAUUUCAACAGAGAGCGGUUCUGUGCAUGAUUGAGUUGAAUUAGCCUCCUGAUACACCUUGCAUUGUUGUUUUCAAUCUUCAAGUUUUUCCCUUUGUUGGUUUUCAUGUAAUGGGUAAUGUUGAAAUCCCCAAUUGGCUUGAAGGGUUGCCUCUAGCACCUGAAUUUCGCCCUACUGAUACUGAAUUCGCUGACCCAAUUGCUUAUAUUUCAAAGAUUGAGAAACAAGCUAGCAAAUUUGGGAUUUGUAAGAUUAUCCCACCAUUGCCAAAGCCUUCAAAGAAGUAUGUUUUCUCUAAUUUGAAUAGGUCCCUGUUGAAGUGCCCUGAAUGGGGUUCAGAUGAUAGUUCCUUAGGGGUUAGUCAUUCUUUGAAAACGGGGGGUUCUGGGGAUAGUGGUAGUGAUGGGGCGGCGCGCGCUGUGUUUACUACUAGGCAUCAAGAAUUGGGGAAGAGUGUGAGGAAAACCAAAGGGGCAGUUCAGAAUCCUCCACCGCCGGCGAGUGUUAAGAGACAAGUAUGGCAAAGUGGGGAGGUUUAUACAUUGGAACAAUUCGAGUCCAAAUCGAAGGCUUUUGCGAGAAGCGUUCUUGGUACGGCGAAGGAUGUUUCCCCACUGGUUAUAGAAGCUAUGUUUUGGAAGGCGGCUUUGGAGAAGCCUAUAUAUGUGGAGUAUGCCAAUGAUGUGCCUGGCUCUGCUUUUGGAGAAUCCAAGGGUCAACAUUAUAUUAGUCAUAGAAGGCGGAGAAAAAGGGCUUAUUAUAAUAGUAGACUAGACAGUACUGAUUGUAAAGAAAAUAAAACGAAUAGCGUAAUUGAUGCCCGAAAUGAUGAGACUAAGGGUGAUUCUGCUGAAAGUCAAGCAGACAUAUGCUUACUGAGGUCAAAAUCACCUAUGGCCGUGUCAACAUCCUUAUCAAAUGAAGCUUCACAAUCAUCGAAGGAAAAGAUUUCAGGUGCCAGUGAUGAUAUGCAAGGCACUGCUGGCUGGAAGCUUUCAAACAGUCCUUGGAAUUUGCAAGUUAUUGCACGCUCAUCUGGCUCACUAACUCGCUUCAUGCCAGAUGAUAUUCCUGGUGUUACCUCACCCAUGAUAUACAUUGGCAUGCUGUUUAGUUGGUUUGCCUGGCAUGUUGAGGAUCAUGAGCUUCACAGCUUGAAUUUUCUUCACACUGGUUCAUCAAAGACUUGGUAUGCUGUUCCUGGAGAUUAUGCCUUUGCUUUUGAGGAAGCCAUCCGGUCAGAGGGUUAUGGUGGUAAUAUUGAUCACUUAGCUGCUUUAAAACUUUUGGGUGAGAAAACUACUCUUUUAUCUCCUGAGGUAGUGAUUGCAUCUGGGAUUCCUUGUUGCAGGUUAAUACAGAAUCCUGGUGAAUUUGUUGUGACUUUUCCAAGAGCUUAUCAUGUAGGAUUCAGCCAUGGUUUUAACUGCGGGGAAGCUGCUAACUUUGGGACUCCACAAUGGCUUAGAGUAGCUAAGGAAGCUGCUGUGCGUAGAGCUACGAUGAAUCAUCUUCCCAUGCUUUCCCAUCAGCAACUGCUUUACUUGCUGACCAUGUCUUUUAUUUCAAGAGUGCCAAGAACACUAUUACCUGGUGUGCGGAGUUCCCGUCUAAGAGACCGUCAAAAAGAAGAAAGAGAGCUUUUAGUAAAACAGGCUUUUAUAGAAGAUAUGGUGCAGGAAAACAAGCUACUAUCCAUUCUUCUUGGAAAGGAAGCAACUAAACAAGUUGUUUUAUGGAAUGCUGAUCUAUUACCACAUUCCAGCAAAGACUGUCAGUUGCCUGCUAUAGCUUCCACCACUGGAACCUGUAUGGCAGACACAUCAUACAUUAGUUCAGCUGAUAAGAAUAGUCAUUAUCUGCUUAACGAGAUGAGUUUGUAUAUGGAGAAUCUGACGGACUCAUAUUUUGGUUGUGACGAUCUUCCAUGUCACUUCCAAACUGAUUCAGGACCAUUGGUUUGUGUGGGCUGCGGAAUCCUUGGGUUUCCAUUUAUGGCUAUCAUACAACCAACUGAGAAAGCCAUAAUGGAACUUAUUCAAGAUAAUCAUCAUCUAGUUCAAGAUUCAUCUCUGAAGUCGACUGCCUCCCUGCACAGCUCAGUCUCAAGGGAUUUUUCUGUUUCUGGACUUUCUUCUGCAAAGGAUUCGACACAUCAAUCAUUAAACAAGUUCAAUAAAUGUUGGGACACCUCCAGUAAAUUUUUGAGACCACGGAUUUUCUGCCUGGAGCAUGCUGUUCAGAUAGUGGAGAUGUUGCAGUGCAAAGGUGGAGCCAAUGUGCUUUUAAUUUGCCAUUCAGACCAUCAAAAAAUAAAGGCACAUUCCAGGGCAGUUGCAGAAGAGAUACAUGGGGUUUUUGAUUAUAAUGAGGUUUCAUUAGAUAUUGCAUCCCCAGAAAAUUUGGCUCUGAUAGAUCUAGCAAUUGAUAAUGAAGAACAUAAUGAAUGUGAAGACUGGACAUCUAAACUAGGCAUUAACCUCAGGUAUUGUGUCAACGUAAAAAACAACACUCCAUCCAAACAAGUUCCUUGGACACUAGCAUCAGGGACGCUGUUCUCUGAUAAACGUCCUGGUUCAGAAAUUUCGUCUUUAAAUUGGCAGUCACAGAGAACUCGGUCCAAGAGGUCAAAUCGCUUAGCUCAAACUAAACCUUAUGACAGAAGUCAGAGAAAGAAGGAUGAUCCAUUGGAGGGAAGAGUAGAUGGCUCCACCACUAAAAAGAAGCUAAUUCAAUAUUCAAGAAGGAGGUUCAAGUCAAAGCAAAGUUGUUUGUCUGUUGCAAGUAUGGUCCAUGAAUUCCAAGAGAAGUCUAAAAAUGAGUCAGCUGUCUUGAGUGGGGAUCAUUCCAAUUGUGUUUUGAAAGAUGGGUUUAAUACGGAGAAUUUCAGGAGUGAUUGUGUAUUGUCAUGUGUCUCUGCUUCUACUGCAAUGACUCCAACACAUACAGAAAUCCAGAUUGCUGAAGUGCCCACUACUAUGAGAUUGCACACAGGCACAGCUACGCCACCACUUUCAAAUUCCUUUCCUGAUGAUAUUUUGAUGACGGAAAAAGUUGGGGCAGUGAUUGGGAAUAAAAUCAUACAGAAGUUAAAUAUAGAUGGAGAAAAUGAUUUAACACCCAGUCGUUAUAAGAUGCAUCACAACACCAAUGUCUCAGAAAUAUGUGGCAAGGUGAGCCUGGACUGUCCGGAGUCUCCAGACAAGAAAUGUUCUAGCUCACUUUCAAAUGCAACAGACAGAAAUGUUGACAUGUUUGGAAAGAAUCAAAAUGCAGAAGCUAUAAUCAUUGAUAGCAUAGGUAAUAGCUUAGAUUUGGAUGAUAAAGGGCAUCAAGAAUAUCAGUCUUCGUGCAAAAGCAACAAGAAGGAAACUUUUCCAUCAGCUGAUUCAUUGGUAAACCAACCUACUGUUGCCUCUAGGGACGGAAGUUCGGAAAGUCCAUAUAAUAAUAAUUCUGCAGAAAGAAUUAGCAAUGCUAUGCCCGUAGAGGAGACAACUGAGGAAGAAAUAAAUUCUAAGAGUGAAAGGGGCGAGGAACCUCCAAGUGAUGAUAAACCAAAUGGAGAAGUUGGUGAAGUUCCAAUAGAGCUUUAUGCAGCUGAAGACUUGCAUGAUACAGUAAUAUUGGAUGUCGAGCAGUGUCAGAUCCAAAAUAAGAACAGAAUUAAUGAGGAAUCCACUUCUGGUUAUGUUGCAAAAGGUGAUAAUAGAAGUGAAACUCUAUCAGAAAUAGGAUGUUCUGAAGUUUCAGUUGAAACCUGUCCCGAAAAGGACUCAUGUACUCAUUUUACUUCAGAUAGAGAAAAUGAGAUGGAAAUCCAGCCAGUUAAUUGUAGUGAUGUGGAACUUUGCCCUGGUGCUCAGACAGCGUUGAAGGACUCUUCUGUAUCAAUCCAGGAAUGUUCUCAAAUUGAGAAAAUGGUGUGUGGUGGAGAAAACAGAAACGGAAGCGAGGAUCACUUGUCACAGGAAAAUAGGGAGCUGGAAAGCUGUGAGUUGAAUACAGCAGUUCCCAGAUCAAAUGCUGUAAAGAAAAGAAGAAUGAAAGUGGAAGAGACAACAAAGAACCAACUUGAUUGCCACAACUUUAUUAGAGGUCCAUGUGAGGGGCUGAGGCCAAGAAGAGCUGGAAAGAUUGCCACAGAAAAAAGUGGGGUCAACAUUAGCCAAAGUGACAAAGAAAAUCCGGUAGCUAAAAGGGCACGGAGACAUUCUGAAGUUUCGGUUCCUCAUGAGAAUAAAAAAGAUGUUGUUACGAAGCCCCACAAGUGUGACCUUGAUGGCUGCCAUAUGAGUUUCAUGACCAAGGCCGAGUUACAGUUGCACAAACGUAACCUCUGCCCACAUAAAGGGUGUGGUAAGAAGUUCAGUUCCCACAGAUAUGCUAUAAUUCACCAGCGUGUUCAUGAAGAUAAGAGGCCCCUUAAGUGCCCGUGGAAAGGUUGUUCCAUGUCAUUCAAGUGGGCAUGGGCAAGGAUAGAGCAUUUACGGCUGCAUACAGGCGAGAAGCCUUACCAAUGCAAGGUAGAGGGAUGUGGCCUUUCAUUCAGGUAUGUAUCAGAUUUCAGCAGGCACAGACGGAAAACAGGGCACUAUGUGAAAUCUCCUGCUUGAGAUAUAAUAUUCAUUUCAGACUUGUAUUUUCCCCGUCGUGUAGCGUGCACAUAUGCAGUUAGACUUGGAAGAAGUGAGGCAUAGAGUCAUGUCUGACUUAAGCAUUCUUGAUAGCUGUAAAGUUAGGGUAUAAUGGCUGUAUUGUAGGUGCUCAAAAUCCAAUUUAUUCUAAAGCAGCUAGAGUUGGUAACUAUCAUUGAGUUUUGAUCUUUUGAGAUUCUUAGACAGGAGAUCUUGCAAUAGCCUCUUCAGGAGAGAAAACUCUCCAUUAGAGGGAUUUACAUCAUGUUGCUUGGUCAUGUGAUUAUCUCUGCUAGCUUUCUUUGUUGAUUGCCUGUACUUAAUGGUUCUUUGACGCAGUUGAUAGGUCCUUGAUCUCUCAGGAUAGCUAGUUGUUCAUUGUGACUGUAUAUUACUCUGCAUUAACUUCAUUUGUUUUUAAGGGGAACAAGAAAGCUGAGGGUAUGAAACAAGGCAUGUGCUCUCAGAAAUGAUUGUAUGUACUUUCUAUGAAUUCCUCUUGGCUAGUAAAUUCAGUUGUUAAAUACUC